AUGUUGAGGCUGACUGGAAGCAUCAGCUUCAUUUGGCUACUAAUUGCCAUAUCCACUGGGGCUCAACCCUUGUCUCAUGUUGAUGUUGAAGGAAAACAUCUUAGAAGUGGUGUGGAAUACUAUAUACUUCCAGCUGCAGCUGAUAUUGCUGGUGGUCUGACCAAUAUUUGCAAUGGUUCAUUUCCAUUUUAUGUUGGCCAAGAACCUCUUGCACCAAAUGUGUCCGAAGGCCGUCCAGUUAUUUUCAGGCUCCGUUUAGCAGAUACUAUUAUAUGGGAGUCUAGGGACUUUGCUGUUGCAUUUUCAGGAGCCACAACGUGCGCAGAUUCUUCUGCAUGGGAGAUAGUGGAGAAUCUAGAGACAUGA
This is a messenger RNA of Dovyalis caffra, 366 nucleotides long. The record is from the annotation of a GenBank genome assembly. NCBI's taxonomy places the organism in Eukaryota, Viridiplantae, Streptophyta, Magnoliopsida, Malpighiales, Salicaceae.